This is a messenger RNA of Pleurotus ostreatus (oyster mushroom), 1455 nucleotides long. RefSeq lists its product as uncharacterized. The coding region runs from base 1 to 1455 and encodes 484 amino acids. NCBI's taxonomy places the organism in Eukaryota, Fungi, Basidiomycota, Agaricomycetes, Agaricales, Pleurotaceae. The transcript is spliced from 2 exons. The record is from RefSeq and is a predicted model, not a curated record. Gene Ontology annotation, cellular component: membrane.
AUGGAUUAUCGAAAACCACAGGCAGCCUCUAGAAAUGGUAGGCCACUAGACAACACAUUUAGACGUCGUUCCGGCCGCCACCCUCCUAGUGGCACCUUCAUUGCUGGUGGCCAUUCGACGGACGAUGGACCGUCUUGCUACGAGCGACCUCUGCAAGGAAACGGGCCCGCCCUUGGGGACACAUUCACAUCUAUUCACUUAACGCCACGUCUACCAACAAGAGAACACUCUCAUUCUUCUAUGUUCUCCGAUGUCACAAGAGUGUCGCAAAUUGUGCGUUUACCCACACCUGACUUCACAACUGGACCCAAUCUCCGCUCGGUGACUGGAACUUUCCGGAGCUAUCUCAGCCGUGGUCUUAGCUUUGUCUCCAUUCCUGCGCAACAGCCUGCUGGAUUUCUAUCGCGCCAGCCUUCCGCCAGUUCCGCGUACAGUCGUAGCACCGUGUGCAUCGACGAUCACGAACAGAAGUCUACGUCUGCAUCUGGAGAAGGCAACUCUCUUAUCCGGGAUAUUGGAACAACUAGCAAAUUUACAAAUAAAUGGCCCUGCCCAAAGUCUGUCAGCACAUCCACUAUUGAUCUCCAUCCUAAGCUGUUCUCCUUCGAGCUCACCAAGGAGAAGGACCUCCCAUCGACUUUGAAGCAAGCAAACGGCCUGGGCAUAGAAACGCUCGGCCGGUGGAAUAAGUUCAAAUGGGCGCUGAUUCUUUCCGUGCUAUUACUACUCUCGUACAGCUGUGUAUUGGCUACAGCAGCGAUAUCAACCUGGUUUAGGACGUGGAAUCUAUCAGAUGUGAUCUACGUCGCAGAUAACGAUAUUCUUGUGCUUGCCACUAUAGCUGCCGCCAUCCUGCUAUUUACUUUCAUCCUUGGCUUCACCGGGGUCAUUCUGAACUCGCGGCCCAUCCUUGCGGUUUACACUCUGCUCCUUUGGCCAUCUCUCGUAUCUAUCCUCGUCAUUGGGUAUACCAGUUACAAACGGAGCGCUUUCUCCCUCGAUAGAAAAUUACAGCGCGCGUGGAGUCAGGACUACACGGAGGUAGGAAGAGUAAUGAUUCAAAACUCGCUACAAUGCUGCGGAUGGUUUAAUGCUCUUCAUCAAGCGACCAUGAGCAAUCGAUGUUACCCACGCACCUCCUUACCUGGAUGCAAGUCGGCAUUGUUAUCAUUCGAGAAGGCCCAUCUAGAAACGAUCUGGAAAAUCAUCUUCGGAUUAAUCAUUCCAGCGCACAUCCUGAAUAUUUUCGUUGCUCUGCUUUGCUCGAAUCAUGUUACGGAAACGUUUGGGAAGGGGAUCACGCCGAAGGGGUAUCGAUUGACGGUAGAUGACGUGAAAAGAGAUAAGGACGAGCUCAUGGAGAAAUAUGGAAUCGGGAGGGCAAGCGUGCUAGCACGACCCACGUAUGCAAGAGCUGGCUGUAGCAGAGGAGUGCAUAGGGAAGAUAGAGGGUGA